This is a messenger RNA of Orbilia oligospora ATCC 24927, 477 nucleotides long. RefSeq lists its product as uncharacterized. NCBI's taxonomy places the organism in Eukaryota, Fungi, Ascomycota, Orbiliomycetes, Orbiliales, Orbiliaceae. The transcript has a single exon. Bases 1 to 477 code for a protein of 158 amino acids. The record is from RefSeq and is a predicted model, not a curated record.
AUGGACCCACCCCGCCGCCGCGAUGUCAACAAGUCUUCAACAUACAAGUCAUGGAUGAAACUAUACAUCUGCGAUAUCACGGCUUCUUUAGUGUCUCUGAGUCCAUCGUUUGAUUCGGAAUCGACAUACUCCUUCAAUGGGCAUCCCAUUCGUUGGAUAUCAAUUGUGGGGACUGUCACCUCCAUCGACGAGCACGAAAAGAAGAUUCUGUUCAGUAUUGACGACGGCAGUGGCCAAUGCAUCAAUGCCGUCGCCCGGAAAGAUAGUAUGACAAGCAAAGACAUGCCACGACUGCAUUCUACGGUCAAGGCCAGGGGAGAGUUGGAGCUCUACCACGAUGCAUGGCAGUUGAAACUCACAUCGCUCGAACUCGACGCCCCGCUAGAGACCCAGAUCAAGUUCUGGACCGAAGCCAAUGAAAACCAUGCUCGUUUGGCAAAGACUGAUGCGAGGAAACGUUCCAAGCAUACCGUCUGA